Messenger RNA from Brassica napus (rape), 1789 nucleotides. Its product is annotated as F-box/FBD/LRR-repeat protein At3g52680-like. Bases 190 to 1101 code for a protein of 303 amino acids. The record is from RefSeq and is a predicted model, not a curated record. Gene Ontology annotation, molecular function: protein binding. The transcript is spliced from 2 exons. NCBI's taxonomy places the organism in Eukaryota, Viridiplantae, Streptophyta, Magnoliopsida, Brassicales, Brassicaceae.
GAUAGGAAAUAUCCUCAAAUUGCAUUGACUGAAGGAUUUUAUUAGCAGCAACAAUUGAAAAAGGUACGCUUCUUUGUUUUCUUAUACCUUUUUGUAUUCUGAUACCAACCCUAACGCAUAAAUCUAUAUUUAUUUUAAUUUUCGAUUUAUUUAUUUUUUGCAGUGAAAGGUUUUCUAAAGGUGUCAGACAUGAUAGAGCAGCUGCCUGAAGCUUUGAUUCUGAAAAUAUUGUCGUCACUUCCAACAAAAACUGUUUUAUCCACAAGUUCUUUGUCUAAAGAAUGGCAGUCACGUUGGAAGUCAGUGCCAAAGUUUGAGUUCAAUUCUGAGGAUUACGAGAGUGAACACCAAACCUUUCCAGAGGUUGUCAGCAAGUCUUUCUUUUCAUCUGAAGCUGCGGUUCUAGACUGCUUUCAUCUCACUUGUGGAUCAGAUCAAGUUGAUCCAGUAGAUGUUGUACAUUGGAUUGACACUGCGUUUGCACGACAGUUGCGUCCAUUGGUACUCGAUUUUAUCAGCGAUGACGACGAGUACUUCGUAUUUACGAGUAGGUUGUGUAAUUGUGAUACACUUGAGACUUUGAAACUCGGGAGUAUGAUUAUUGUAGACGUCUCUUCACCCGGCUCGAUGAAAUCUCUAAAAACGCUACAUACAUAUGCGUGGUACCAAAACGAUGAAUCUAUCCUUAACCUUUUAUCAAGCUGUCGUAUCCUUGAAGAAUUGGUCGUGGGACGAUCUGCCGAGCAUACUGUUUCUUUUUUCACUAUUGAAGUCCCUUCUUUGAAGAGAUUAGUGAUUUAUGAUGACAACUCUUGCACAGAGUUUUUUGGAUAUACGAUAGUUGCUCCUUCUUUGAAAUACUUAAAAAUUGAAGAGUUAAGAUGUCCACAGUUUUCUCUGAAUGCACCGGACCUGGUGGAGGCAAAUAUUGCUGGAGUUUCAUCUGGAAUCAAUGAAUCUCUCGCUUCAGUCAGACGUCUUUUCCUGGAUUUAUCACCCUCGGAGGUAACAUUGUUUAUAUUUCCACUUGAUUUUUUUGUUUUGUUAUCUCAAUGUUUUGUAUGUAUUGUUAAUAAUUUGAUCUCAUGUAUAGACUCCUAGUGGAUGUAUCUUCUAUCAGUUAGUAUAUCUACAGAUCUAUACACAUGAACCAGACUGGUAUGAUCUACUUACUUGGAUGCUCGAACGUUCUCCUAAACUACAAGUUCUGAAACUCGUUGACGAAUAUACUAAACAUCGUGUGUCCGGGUGGGAAUGGAAUAAACCAAAGGACAUCCCUGAAUGUUUGUUGUUACAUCUAGAGACACUUGUGUGGACAAGAUAUGAUUGGAGAAAAGAAAAUGAAGAAGAAGUGGCUACAUACAUUUUAAAGAACGCAAGAGGCUUGAAAAAUGCAACUUUCUCUACAGAUCUGAUGUAGCAUAUCUUUGCUUGGAGCACAAGUUACUUUUUUUGUCGGUGAUUUUAUUUACUUUUAUUGCUAUCGAAAGGUUUGGAGUAAUGUUCCAAUUCUUUCACGUCUUUUAUUUUAGAUAAGUCCUUUUUUCUUUUUGGUGUUAUCUUUAGACUAAUAUAUAUAGAGAACGUUUGUGUUCUUCUAUAUUCGGUUUUUGAUUAAAAAAGUUAUUGAGACUUUCUUCUCAAGCAAAUCGCCUCACGUUCCAUUCUUUGAGAAAGAUUGAAACAGAGUCGUCGAAGAAACACUCUCGUGUUGACUGCUUUCUUUGUAUUGUCCAUUACGCUGCUGCAACAGUUGGUAUCAGAACCAAAGAAUCCUUUAUCAUGCCGC